UAUUUUAAGAAUCAUAAUCUCAGCUUGCUUUGGAACACACGAAUUUUAUUAUUUUUAAGUUUUCACUUGGAAAUAUAUAGUAUUCUUAUCACUUAGUCAAACUACAAUGACAGUCCAAAGCAAGUUGAUUGAUCCGCUGUGCAUCACGUGCAAAGAUUUCCAGCAUCCCUGGACUGACAAGUGUGUAAAUGCCACAGCUGGCAUUUUAUUAUCCGCGACUCCGUAUUGUCUACGCGUCUACACAAUCGUCUAUGCAUUUUCGCUGCUCAUGCGCCACCGCGUGCCAACGCUGGGAGACUUAAGACGCACCAUACUGGGCAUUAUACAAUCCACAGCAUUUCUGGUGACCAAUGCGUAUACGUUUAUCUUGUACAACUGUCUGCUACGCAAUUUACUGGGACGCUAUUACUUUGGAACUGUUGCAUUUAUACCGUCAUUCCUGUCCUCACUGACGGCCAUUAUUGUUGAGCGUCCAGCACGUCGUCCCCUACUUGCCACCUAUGUCGCCAAUGUGGGUACAGAAGCGCUCUGGCGCAUGGCCGAGUCACGCAACUGGGUGCGUUCAAUACCACAUGGUCAAACGCUUAUCUUCGCCGGCAGUAUUGCAACAUUGCUUUAUAUGUACCGCACGUCAGCGCCAAAAGAUUCCAUCUUCAACAUUCUACGCAUCUUUGUGGGCAAAGAGGAGGCUGGCCCCAUAGCAGAACCAGAGCCCUUAGAGGCCGGUCAGCAGCCAGCACCAGCGCGACGUCGACCAUCGGUUUGCUUCUCCUCCGUCUCGGACUGGGUGCGCGUCUAUAGCAAUCUUAUACGUGCCAAGCAUACGAGCUGCCGUCACCAGCAAAGCUGUGCCGCCUACGCUGUGCUGGGUGGCCUGCGUCCUUUUGUUGGCGGCGUCGCGUUGCAAGUGGCACUCAAGCUAGUGAUGAACAUCAAGAAGGUGGCCAGCGGCAAGAUGCAAUGGGAGAAGCACAUCUUCAACAAAAACACACUGCAGCUGGGCAUAUUCAUGGGCAGUUUUUCAUUUCUAUACAAGUCGGUGUCAUGCCUGUUGCGUCACAGUUUCAAUCGCGAUCAGGCCUUCUAUGCCAUUCCAGCUGGUCUGGUGGCGUCGCUAGCCUUCACCAAAUAUCCGGACAACACAGUUGCUCUGUAUGUGAUGUGGAAAGCCUUGCAGAUACUUGGUACUAUGGGCCAAGAGCGCGGAAUAUUGCCCCACGUUCCACACUUUACGCUUUAUCUGUACGCAUUCUUUACGGCCGUGCUCUUUCACGCUGGCGUCAUGGAAUCACAAUCACUACGACCGAACUAUUUCAAGUUCUUGCAGGCCAUAUCAGGCGAAAGGCUCAGCAAGUUUAACUUGAGCGCCUUUGAUGUAUUUGGCCUGAACACUCAACAGCAAGCUCACGAGAUGGUAAAGAGCUUAAAUAUUGUGGAUAAAUCGUCGCUGCCAGCAUUUUCUUUUGCCUCACGCGGCUUCGAACGGCUCAAGUAAUACUAAAAUGUGCCUGAAAACUAAGAGAGAACCCAACCCAUCAGUCUAAGCACUAUAAGUGCGCAUAUCCGUAACACUAGAAACAGCUAACAUAGUACACAAUUAUCGUUGUGUGCGUGUGCAUGUAUAUAUGUAUGUAUUCUUAUAUGUAAGUAGAGUAUCAGCCGUUGAUGUUGGCAUAUGGGGACUAAUUGAUAAUUGAGAAAUAUUUUUGCUAACAAUAAAAACACUGUGCAACAAAUGUGCGUAACGCUAUUAGCUUGCAGUCUU
This is a messenger RNA of Drosophila busckii, 1765 nucleotides long. Its product is annotated as transmembrane protein 135. Bases 107 to 1495 code for a protein of 462 amino acids. Lineage: Eukaryota; Metazoa; Arthropoda; Insecta; Diptera; Drosophilidae. The record is from RefSeq and is a predicted model, not a curated record. The transcript is spliced from 5 exons.